Messenger RNA from Caenorhabditis remanei, 489 nucleotides. RefSeq lists its product as uncharacterized. The transcript is spliced from 2 exons. The record is from RefSeq and is a predicted model, not a curated record. Lineage: Eukaryota; Metazoa; Nematoda; Chromadorea; Rhabditida; Rhabditidae. The coding region runs from base 1 to 489 and encodes 162 amino acids.
AUGGUUGCCUGGCUACCACUGAUCAGCUUGGGACUCAACAUGUUCGGGGGAAUGCUUGGCAAAGGAGUUGGUCAACCACCACCAGUACCUCCUCCACUUCCACCUCCUCCACCACCUGCUCCGCCUCAAAUUAUUUACGUGACAAAUCCAGCAAAAGUCGUUGAAAGAACUGUAUUAAUUACUCAAACUCCGUAUCCUCCAGCAACCAGACCACCGGAGACAUUGACUAUUUAUGGAAUCGUUGCAAUCAUAUUCAUUUUGGUUGUAUGUAUGAUUUCGAUGGCUGGUGGAAUUGGUUUCUAUAUGUGGCAGAACAGUAGGAUGGAGGCAGAGAAGAGAGCAAACGAGUCGAGAGACAGAGACUUUUACGAGAUGGAAGCGGGAAGAGGACGAGGCGGAAGACGUGGUGGAAGACGGAGUGAAUCGUCAAUGUCGUCUGGAGGAACUUCUGGAACACGGACGAGAACGAAGAGAACUAAAAGGAGAUAA